AUGGCUCUCUUCAUUCCUACAUGUAGUACCUCUGAAAUUCCUUCAAAUAAUUCCAUCAAAAGGAUUCCUUUAGCAUCAAAGUCUACACACAACAACAACAUCCAAAUGAAUCAUCCCCUCAUCACGAACCAAAGAAAUAAGAAAUCAAUUUUUGAAACCAUGGGAAUGAAUCCUUUUCAGAUCAUGAUGUUAUCAUCCUCUGAGUUAAAUUCUCGAAGGGAUGAUGAUUUGAAUGUCCUCCUCCAUAUUCGACGACAAGACCCGGAUCAGAAUCACCGUGAGGAUGAUUCUCAGCAAUCAAUCUCUUUUGACACAACAACACUCACCCUAAGGCAAUACAAGAACACCAAGGUCCAAAAGUCCUUCAAGACCAUUUCUAAACCCAAGCUGACAGGUUAUCCAUUAAUUCUUGUGGGUGGAUUGGGUGGUGUCGUUCUCAUGUCUAAACGUGAAAAUGCAGCAGAACCUCAUUGGUGGUGUCAUCGCACGACAGAUCCUUUUCAAAUUUGGAUUUCGAUGGAAGAGUUAGUGCCUUAUUUGACUGAGGAUUGCUUCAUGCAUGACCUGUCGAUUGAAUUAAAGGAAGGAGAGAAUUCAACCAUAGAUCGAAAAAAGUUACUGAGACCACUUGAUCCCAAUGUGAAAAUAUUUGGAAAGGAUUAUGGUGGUGUGGAAAGUGUCACUCAUUUGGUGAAGGAAGCAACUUCUCAAAGUGGAUACAUGAUCAAAAUGAUUAAUUUAUUAGUCAGCAAUGGAUAUGAAAUUGGAAAAUCAUUAAGGGCAAUGCCUUACGACUGGAGAUUGGGAGUCGUAGAAUGGAGCACACGAAAUAGCACCACUGGAGGAGAUUUCUAUGCAUUUCAACAAUUAAUUGAAGAUACUUUUUCAAGGAAUGGAAAUGUACCUGUGUCUCUAUUGGGACAUUCGAUGGGAGGACCUUUUGUUCAAUACUUUUUAGCAAAUUAUGUCUCACAGUCAUGGAAAGACAAGUAUAUUUCACAUUUUAUUCCUUUUGCAGGAGCUUUUGAUGGAGCUCCCAUUGCAUUGCCAUUGGCUAUUGCAGGCUCUAAUUAUGGAGUUCCAACGUUUUCACAAACAAAUGCCAAAAAAUUGACUCAAUCCUUUGGUGGUCCAAACUUUAUGAUUCCAGUCAUGUCUCAACAUUUUGAUUAUCCAAUAUUUUCUUACAUUUCUCCAAAUGGUACACGUCAAGAUUAUUAUGCCAAUCCAUCAAGUAUCAAACAACUCUAUAAGGAAGCCAAGAUGGAUAAAACUUGGGAAAUAUUUGCACAUGAAUAUACAGAAUAUGAAAAUGUGAAAUUUAGAGCUCCUAAUGUUUCCACACAUUGUGUGUAUGGAUAUGGAGUGAAAUCAUUAGCUCAUUUACAAUAUUCAGGACAAAAACCAUUAAGUGAACUUGUCUUGGAUGACAUUUUGCAUCAUAGCGAGGCACUUAAAAUCGAUGAUGGUGAUGGAACAGUUCCUUUAUAUUCACUUGCCAUUUGUGACGAUUUUGCAAAGCAGCAACAAAAACCAGUCAUGGUUCAUCGAUUUUUCAAUGUGACCCAUUUGACAGUGGUCACCGAUGACAAAGUAUUACAAACCUUGUUGGAUAUAUUGCAUACUCCCAUUGGUUGA
Naegleria fowleri is the source of this 1638-nucleotide messenger RNA. RefSeq lists its product as uncharacterized. The record is from RefSeq and is a predicted model, not a curated record. The transcript has a single exon. Lineage: Eukaryota; Heterolobosea; Eutetramitea; Acrasida; Naegleriidae. Gene Ontology annotation, biological process: lipid metabolic process. Bases 1 to 1638 code for a protein of 545 amino acids.